Molecule: messenger RNA, 2725 nt
Organism: Caretta caretta (loggerhead turtle)
Lineage: Eukaryota; Metazoa; Chordata; Testudines; Cheloniidae
Biological process (GO): regulation of transcription by RNA polymerase II
Cellular component (GO): nucleus
Molecular function (GO): RNA polymerase II cis-regulatory region sequence-specific DNA binding; DNA-binding transcription factor activity, RNA polymerase II-specific
Source: RefSeq, a predicted model, not a curated record
UCCCUGGCUGUCGUCUCCGCUGGGGGUCCAGGGCCAUGCUCGCACCCCCCCACCCCAACACACACAAUGCGGCGAUUCCUAGAGGAGAUGAGGAACUAUUGCAAGGAGGGGACGGAAUAAGGCGGGGACCUUCCUGUUCCCAGCAAUCCCCCCGGCUUGUGUUGUGUGUGUGAGCCUGGCAGCUGGGAGGGGAGCACACAAAGAGACCCGCUGCCACCCGUGCCUCGGGGCUGCGUCUCCGGCUGCAGCCCCGGCCCCGCGAGGGGAUCGCCCCGGCUGGGCGGGGGCGCGAACAGCAGCCGAGGCAGGAAAUCGCUGCCCGGAGGAAGCGGCCGCGCAGCUCACUCCACAUGACUGGGAUCAUGCCUGGCCCUGCCCCUGCCCCAGGAUUCCCCGACCCGGCCAGGAUCUCCCGCAUGGAGCAAGGGGAAGGGCCCAGGGUCCCGGAUCUCCAGGGCUCUGAGGAAAGGGAGAUCCCGAGAGGUGCCUACACAGCAUGUGCCAGGAUGGAGGAGAAUCCCCAGCGGGAAGGGCCUGCAGGAACGGAGUCUUACGGGAGCCCCAAGCAGGGGGAGGGCCGGCCCGACUGGGAGACGGUGUGCGAGAGCCCCCUGCAGGAGAUCCUGGUGCACCAGCGCACCCACAUGGGUGAGAAGCCCUACAAGUGCCCCGAGUGCGGGAAGAGCUUCCACCAGAGCUCCCACCUCAUCCGGCACCAGCGCAUCCACACCGGGGAGCGCCCCUACAAAUGCGGCGAGUGCGGCAAGGCCUUCAGCCAGAGCUCGCUGCUGACCCGCCACCAGCGCACCCACACCGGGGAGCGCCCCUACAAAUGCCCCGACUGCGGGAAGAGCUUCAGCCGCGGCUCCAACCUCAGCCAGCACCAGCGCAUCCACACCGGGGAGCGCCCCUACCAGUGCACCGAGUGCGGCAAGAGCUUCACGCUCAGCUCCCACCUGAUCCGCCACCAGCGCACCCACACCGGGGAGCGGCCCCACAAAUGCGGCGAGUGCGGCAAGGCCUUCGCCGAGAGCUCCCACCUCCGCCAGCACCGCCGCACCCACCGGGGCGAGCCGCCCUACAAGUGCCCCGACUGCGGGCGCGCCUUCGCCCUGAGCCUGGACUUCGUGCAGCACGUGCGGGAGCACACGGAGCGCCGGCCCUACCGCUGCGGGGCCUGCGGGCGCCGCUUCCCCCUCAGCUCGGCCCUCUCGCAGCACCGCAAGAGCCACCACCGCCCCCCGGCCGCCCCCAAGGCCCACCCCUGCGGGGUGUGCGGGAAGGUGUUCGGGAAGAGCUCGCACCUGGUGACCCACCGGCGGGUGCACACGGGCGAGAAGCCCUUCGCCUGUGCGGAGUGUGGGCGCGGCUUCAGCCAGAGCGCCGACCUGGCCAAGCACCGGCGCACCCACACCGGCGAGCGGCCCUACCCCUGCCCCGAGUGCGGCAAGCGCUUCAGCGUCUCCUCCACCCUGGCCAAGCACCAGCGCAGCCACAAGGGCGAGCGGCCCUACCCCUGCCCCGAGUGCGGCAAGCGCUUCAGCCAGAGCUCCAACCUCGCCCAGCACCAGCGCAGCCACCGCGGGCACCGGCCCUACCGCUGCACCGAGUGCGGCAAGGCCUUCGCCCAGAGCUCGGCCCUCCUGCAGCACCACCGCACCCACACCGGCGAGAAGCCCUUCGCCUGCCUGCAGUGCGGCAAGGCCUUCAGCCUCAGCUCCAACCUGCACCAGCACCGGCGUACGCACCGCGGAGACGGUGGGCUGGGCCGGCCCUACCAGUGCCCCGAGUGCGGGAAGAGCUUUGCCCGCAGCACCCUCCUGAUCCGGCACCAGCGGAUCCACACCGGCGAAAAGCCCUACAAGUGCGGGGAGUGCGGGAAGAGCUUCUACCAGAGCUCCAACCUGGUGCAGCACCGGCGCGUCCACACGGAGGAGAAACCGUUCGGCUGCCCCGACUGCGGGCGCGGCUUCCGCCACAACGCCCACCUGGCGCAGCACCGGCGCGUCCACACCGGCGAGCGCCCCUUCCCCUGCCCCCAGUGCGGCAAGGCCUUCAGCCAGCGCUCCAACCUGCUGCAGCACCGGCGCGUCCACACCGGCGAGCGCCCCUUCGUCUGCACCCACUGCGGGAAGGGCUUCAGCGACAGCUCCAACCUGCUGCAGCACCUGCGCACCCACACGCCGGAGAGACCCUAUCCGUGCCCCGAGUGCGGGCGCAGCUUCCGUCACGGCAAGCACCUGACCCAGCACCGCUCCCUGCACACGGGCCAGAAAUCCCACCGCUGCCCUGACUGCGGGAAGGGCUUCAACUGGAGCUCCCACCUCGCCCAGCACCGGCGCAUCCACACUGGGGAGCGGCCCUACCAGUGCCCCCAGUGCGGGAAGGCAUUCACACAGAGAUCCAAUCUCUUGCAGCACCAGGCCCUCCAUCGCCCUGCCCAGGACCUGGCUGAGCAGCUGCAGAUGAACCAUGUGGCUUAGGGAUGGCUGGGGUUAGAGGUCAUGCUGGAGAGGAGAGAGACCCGCCUCUCAGCAUCGGAUGCCUGGGGUCAAAGGUCUGACGAUGUCCGACACUCAGGACUCCCCCACAGCAUGGACACACCAACGGGACCCCACUCGGACAUGCUGCCAGAGAAUGCGGGGGUGGAUUAAACAAGCUCCCUGAGGGGACUUACUUGCUGGAGAGGAGAGCUGGGGACAUUAUUAAUAAAGGGUGUAAAGCA